UGAAAUUCAUCUUUGCCCGGGUUUCCGAGUCAGAAGCUCCACAUUCCUGGUUUGUGAUCACCGGCUGACGAAUGCAGGGUGGUUUCUUUAUCUGUCUCAUGGUUCUUAUCACUGGCUGCCGCAGCAAGGUCUAGCGUGUGACUGUGUCCCUGCUGCACACCCUGCCCCAAGCCAAGGAGGUUUCCCCACGGCUCUGAGAUGCUCCCUGCUCUCACGGGGGCUGCCAUGCCUGGUGCAGGAGGGGUUAAGCACAGGGCAGGGACACUUUGCUGGAAAGCAGCACCUUGCCAGCACACACAGGGGGUUAUCGCAGGGCAGAGCUGCUGUUUUUUGGGGACACCCCCCAGCAGACCUCCACAAGCCCUCGGGGACCCCAGCACCCAGCGAAGCGGCGAGCACAGCACCGUCCGAAAGAGUUAAUGCCCGAACAAGGCUGGGAAUGUGUGAAGCAGCAUGUGACUGCAGGUGGGGCAGGGCGGAGCGAUGAAUCACUCCUCUGCUUUUCCUCUUUUCACUUCUUGCUGUUACCUGUCCCGCCGUCCACCCGGCACCGCGCGCGGGCAGGAGCCGGAACAGCCCCGCUGCCAGCCGGGGAGAUGCACGGGAGGCUGGCGGAGACGCUGGCUGCCACCAAGUCCACCGCCGACCCACUUCUCCAGCACCGAUAGCCAGAGACUGCGGUCAGGCCAAGAAUCCCAGCCUUCUGGUGCCCUUUGUGAGGCCGUUUUGUUUGUUUUUUCUUUGUUUGUUUUCCAUUUUUUUUGUGUUCUCGCCACGUUGGAGGAGCGGAGGAUGAGAGGCGCGUGGAGCCGGAGGUAGACGAGGCUGCGGAGCCGCGUGUGCGCAGGGCACAGCCCCCUGGCUUCGCCCCCCCUCCCUGCAGACCCAGCAGCAAACCAGAACCCAAAUCCUCUCCCCUGGGAGAGCAGAGCCUCAUUGGGGCAGGAGCUGGCCGAGAAGGGAGCAGCGUCCCCACAGCUGCGAGUUGAACCGGGGAGGGCGAAGCAGAGCAAGUCGCUUAUGCAAAGACUGGGGAGUAAUUAAUUCCUUAUUUAUUGCCGACACCCGGCACUCGCCCAACGGACCGAGCUCCCUCUGGAGAAGGAAGCGGCGUGUUGGGGCACCAUGGCUUUCUCCCAGGUGCAGUGCCUGGACGACAGCCACGUCAACUGGAGGUCCAGCGAGUCCAAGCCUGAGUUCUUCUACAGCGAGGAGCAGCGCCUGGCCCUGGAGGCGCUGGCCUCCCGCGGCCCCGACGCCUUCUACGAGGUCCUGAAGAAGGAGAACAUCAGGGACUUCCUCUCCGAGCUGGAGCUAAAGAAGAUCCUGGACACGCUCGAGACGUACGACCCCGGCUCCGAGUACAUCCCGCGCCACGGCAGCAGCACCGGGGAGAGCGAGGGCGACGGCGACAGCCAAGGGGACGAGCAGGGGGUGGCCCCGUCCCUGGAGUACUGGCCGCAGAGGUCCGACCGCUCCAUCCCCCAGCUGGACCUCGGCUGGCCCGAGACCAUCGCCUACCGCGGGGUGACCCGCGCCACCGUCUACAUGCAGCCGCCCAUCGAGGGGCAGGCGCACAUCAAGGAGGUGGUGCGCAAGAUGAUCUGCCAGGCUCAGAAGGUCAUCGCAGUGGUCAUGGACAUGUUCACCGACGUAGACAUCUUCAAGGACCUCCUGGACGCAGGUUUUAAGAGGAAAGUCGGCGUCUACAUCAUUUUGGAUGAGACCAACGUGAAGCACUUCCUGCAGAUGUGUGAGCGAGCGCAGAUGCACACCGGACACUUGAAGAACCUGCGAGUCCGUAGCACGGGGGGGACAGAGUUUUUCACGCGCUCAGCCACCAAGUUCAAGGGGGCUUUGGCCCAGAAGUUCAUGUUCGUGGAUGGAGACCGGGCCAUGUGCGGAUCCUACAGCUUCACCUGGUCCGCAGCACGGACGGACCGAAACGUCAUCACGGUGCUCUCGGGCCAAGUGGUGGAGGCAUUCGACAAGCAGUUCCAGGAGCUGUACCUCAUGUCCAAGGGCGUGAGCCUCAAGUCCAUCUCCAUGGGCCAGGAGCCCGAGCCCGAGCCCGUAACGCUGCCUUCCGUCGUGCCGGUGACCCCGGCCAACGCCGUGGUGAAGAAGCUGAUAAACCCCAAAUACGCCCUGGUGAAGGCCAAGAGCGCGGACCAGAUCAGCAAGACUUCCUCCGAGAACCAGGACAAAAACCAGAAGACGGACAACAAAGGCAAAGCCCUGCCCGAGGGCCAAGCAGGAGACAGGCACGGCGACGCGGCAGACCUCUCCCUGCUCAUCCACCCCGGCCUCCUGAACCUGGAGAAAGCCAACAUGUUCGACUACCUGCCCACCUGGGUCGAGCCCGACCCCGAGCCUGGGAGCGAAGUCUUGGGUUACAUCAACAUCAUCGACCCCAAGAUAAAGAACGUGAAGCUCUCGCAGAUGAACCGCAUCAAAGUCUGCGACGUCUCCCAUGCCAGCGCGCAGCACCGGCAGAUGCUGAAGUACAGGGAGCUGGAGGCCAAGAAGAACUCAGACCAAGAGCCACCCCCGGUGUCCCCCUGUCCUAGACAGGCCCCACAGGUCCCCGCAGAAGCUCCCAUGGUGCCCACCCCCAGCCCUGUCGAAGGCAGCAGCUGGGUGACAAAGCAAGGGGGGACAUCGGCCGCUCCGCCGCUCAGCCACCGCUUGAAGCCACCCGAGGAGAUGCCCGAGGAAGCCAAGCCCCCGGUUCCGAAGCCAAGGACGGUCCCUGCUGGAAGCCUGGCGACCAAAGCCAUCGCGCCCUGCGACAGCGGCGCUGCCCCCGAGGGGGACACGCAGCCACCGCCGGCCGACCCCGCGGCUGCGAGGCAGGAACCGAAGGAGAACCCCAACGGGGCCUCACCAGAGAGCUGCAGUCCCCUUCCAGCAGCAGGGCCCCAGGAGGACAGAGGGCCGCCCUGCGCGCACAACGGGCUGGGGGAAGAAGAGGAGGAGGAAGAGGAGGAGUACAUAACCCUCAGCGACCAGGAGAGUUACUCCAGCAGUUCCGCCGACCACAGCUACCGCCGCUCCAACGCCUCCUCCAUCUCCGACGAGUACUUCGAGGUGAGGGAUCGCUACGGGCCCCUCCGGCGAACCAACUCGGACGUCACCCACAAUGGGGAGUUCCUGCCCGUGCAGAGGAAGCUCAGCGACCCCCACAUCAGCCGGGGCACCUUCCUCAGCCCGCUGGGGAGCCUCCCGUCCCUGAAGCACGUCCGCGCGGAGGACGCGGCCAAGAGGAGGAGCAACGCCGUGGAGAUCAGGUGUGUGCUGCCCCGCGCCAUCCUGGACGGCAACAGCUCCUAUCCGACCAGCGCAGCACAGGGGACGCACAUCUACCGCUACCUACCCAGGAACCCUGCAGGCAGAGAGCAAGGCAAGGAGGUCUCCUGCUCCCCACCGUGCGAGAAACCCCUCGGGGCUGGCAAGUACAGAGGGGAUGGAGCCGAGCCCAAAAAGACCAUUGCAGGCAGCCAGCCCUACUGGCAGAGCAAAGCCUUCAGCCCCAGCAAGCCGACACGGCCCAGCCACCUCUCGCCCAGCAAGCCCAGGGUGGCAGGCAAGCCCCUGACCUCCCUGCCAGAAAUCCAGAAGGCAGCCGAGGAGAUGAGGACGCCCCUGGGCAUCCCGCUCUCCAAACUCUCCCAGUCCAAGCACCUCAAGAACAAGGUCGUGGCAGCGCCGGGUGCUCCCACUGACCCCAAAAAGAAGCCCCCCGAGCCCACCAGCCAGAAGGAGCAGUAG
Molecule: messenger RNA, 3771 nt
Organism: Cygnus olor (mute swan)
Lineage: Eukaryota; Metazoa; Chordata; Aves; Anseriformes; Anatidae
Gene: SACK1G
Product: family with sequence similarity 83 member G
Exons: 5
Coding region: 1126-3771 (881 amino acids)
Biological process (GO): BMP signaling pathway
Cellular component (GO): nucleus; cytosol
Source: RefSeq, a predicted model, not a curated record